AUGAAGUUGCAAAUCCCACUUGUCCCUCUCCUUGCCGUUCUGAAUCUCGCAUCGGGACCGGCUUCUGCAUCCUGUGGCUCCAAUAAUCCCCCAGAGGAAGCAUUGGAAGCCGCACGAAGUCUGGAUAUCGAUAGACAAAGCACAGGCAUGCAAGUACGAUCUGCGCUCCACAACAGCCCCCGCGAGGGGUUCGUUAUUCCAACGUAUCUCCAUGUAGUCGAAUCCAAAGAAAAGGCUGGUCUUGUUACUGACAAGAUGCUUCACGAUCAGGACGAGCUAAACGUCUUCUUCGAGAGUGGCUUGAUGACGGGAGACAAGUCUACGGGCCUUUGUACGUUUCCUGUCAAAGACCCUGUCAAGACAGGAGAAGAUGGCACGCCAUGGGCCAUCUUGGAUGGCUGCCAUAAUCCGGAUGACAACAAGGGUAAGCUGGUAACGCAUGAGGUUGGACACUGGCUUGGCCUAUUCCAUCCUUUCCAGGGGCAGACCUGCAGAGGCGAGGGGGACUUCGUCGAUGAUACUCCAGCGCAAUGGGAAGUAACUAAUGGUGGAUGCCCUGUUGGCAAGGACUAG
This is a messenger RNA of Fusarium oxysporum Fo47, 573 nucleotides long. RefSeq lists its product as uncharacterized. The transcript has 3 exons. Lineage: Eukaryota; Fungi; Ascomycota; Sordariomycetes; Hypocreales; Nectriaceae. Gene Ontology annotation, molecular function: metallopeptidase activity. The record is from RefSeq and is a predicted model, not a curated record. The coding region runs from base 1 to 573 and encodes 190 amino acids.